Messenger RNA from Solanum tuberosum (potato), 1161 nucleotides. Its product is annotated as F-box/kelch-repeat protein At3g23880-like. Gene Ontology annotation, molecular function: protein binding. The transcript has a single exon. The coding region runs from base 1 to 1161 and encodes 386 amino acids. NCBI's taxonomy places the organism in Eukaryota, Viridiplantae, Streptophyta, Magnoliopsida, Solanales, Solanaceae. The record is from RefSeq and is a predicted model, not a curated record.
AUGGAUGAUCAAAACUACAAUGAAGAAGAAGCUUACUCAAUUAUAAAUUGCAAUUUGCCGAAAGAUGCAAUGGAGCUGAUACUCGUAGGGCUUCCAGUCAAAUCGCUGCUCCGGUUUAAGUGUGUAGCCAAAUCAUGGUAUAAUUACAUUAGGAACCCUAAUUUUAUCAAAAUGCACCGAAAUCAUCAAAUCUAUCGUAUUCCUUCUGUCAUUUACUCUUACCAGAAAAAGAAUGUUAGCUGCUUCAGGCCUGAUAUAUUUUUGCUACAUCUUCAUCCUGUUUUGCGCAACACUGAACAGUAUAAUUCCCCUAUAAAACAGCAAUUGUAUUUACCUUUUGAUGGGGUGAAAUUCGAGUGUUGCUGCAAUGGUUUCAUUUGUUUUAUGAAGAAUAUCUAUAGCUCACCAAAAGUUAUCCUCUGGAAUCCCGCUAAUCAUAGAUACAAAUGCAUUAGUAUACCCUCUGAGUGCUCCAAAUUUACUGAUCUAAAACUCGGGUUUCAUCAACAAAGCAAUGAAUAUAAAAUUUUGAAAGUCCCUUUUCAGAUGUUGAUGGAUGAUGAAUCAACGAAAGUUGCUUGGGUUUAUACCCUGAGUUCAGGUUCAUGGAAAACCGUAUCGUUCACUCUUCCUACCCUAACUGGUUCUUCGGAACCUCAGAUUUUUGUGAAUGGUUUUAUGUAUUGGCUGACUGGACGCGAGGUGGAAUAUGUUAUCUGCUUUGAUCUGAUUAAGGAUGAAUUCAAACUUAUAGAUAUUCCUGAUGAUCGUGGUUUUGAUUGCCAACUUGUUCACAGAAAGCUUAUGGUUUUGAGAGGAUCACUAGCAAUGAUGGUCUCCGUUGAGGAUUGUACUAAGAACACUGAGAUAUGGAUGCUCGUGAAUGAAAAGAGUUCAUACUCUUGGACUAAGAAGUUCAUUUUAGAACCUUUCUCCAAAAAAACAAUGUUGUUGGGAAUGUUGAACGAUCAUAAGCUUCUCUUCGUUGUUUUAAAAACUCUUCCUUAUGGUCUCAGACAAGUCUACUCUUAUGAUCUGGUUACCGAAAAGAUAGAAUAUUUUCAUGUGCCGAUGGAACAAGAUAUAGCAUGGUUUGUGGGAGUGUAUGGGUGCUAUUUUGAGAGCUUGGAACUUGAAGAUGGAUCUGGCCGGAGAUACUGA